Molecule: messenger RNA, 321 nt
Organism: Pipistrellus nathusii (Nathusius's pipistrelle)
Lineage: Eukaryota; Metazoa; Chordata; Mammalia; Chiroptera; Vespertilionidae
Source: the annotation of a GenBank genome assembly
AUGAUCAUGAGAAACGUGUGGUCUGAGUGUCAUCAGCCAAAAGCGUGUGUGUGUGUGUGUGUGUGUGUGUGUGUGUGUGACGUCAGCCUCCCUGGCGAUGUCACUAAGCCAGCACAGCUGUGCUGCUGGUGUGCCUGCCGCCCUGUGUCUGAAGGUUGCAUAGGCAGGCGUGUCCUGCCCCCAGCCCCAUUUCCAGGCCCCAGUGAUGGCAGUGUCUCUAGUAAUGCAUUUCGGAGAAAUAACAAAAUGGAAGGGUGUGUGGACCUCCCUCAUCCAGUGCCUCCUUUAGGUAACUCAUCCCCCUCAACCGUCCAGCCCUGA